Clupea harengus (Atlantic herring) is the source of this 1182-nucleotide messenger RNA. RefSeq lists its product as uncharacterized. Lineage: Eukaryota; Metazoa; Chordata; Actinopteri; Clupeiformes; Clupeidae. The record is from RefSeq and is a predicted model, not a curated record. Gene Ontology annotation, molecular function: protein binding.
UGCUAUGAUCUUAACAAUUAAUUCUCUAUUCAAUCAUCCCCAUGGGCUUCACCUGGGCUUAGUUUAGAAAACACCCUCACUAUUAGAGAACACUGGUCACUUAUGCCAGAGAACAUUAGCACUGCAUACACUUUACCACUAAACCAUUUUACCACUAUUAGAGAUUCUCUCAGUAACCAAAUGUUAUUGUAAAAAUAUAUAAAAGUAAAACUAAAAGUGUAAUGUAAGUUUAAGUGUAACGUCUGAGUAUAAUGAACACUUUCAUUUUCUCUUCCUUCACCAUUGUUUUUCUGCUGUUCUGACUCACUUGGGUUUCCCCAGAAAAUCCCACUGUGACUUUCUUCCUUAUCUGAGUCCAACCUGAAUUGAGGAAACGCGAUCGUCUUCCAGUACGUUGUCAACAAGACACAAGCCAAGCAAAGAGAUUUAAAAAAAAAAAAAAAACAUAACCAAUGGCACACCCCUUUCCUAUGUGGAGCAACCUUUCUCUUUCACUUCAGAAAGUGAAGGAACAUAAAGCUUCACAGUGUCAGUAGAACACUGGGUUCCAGUUGAUUCUCCUCAUCUAUCAGCAAAAUGGGCAAGAUUUACCAAAUAACUGUUAUUGGAAUACAAGGAGAAAAUAAAACUAUUGAUGUUGCAACUACAGAGGAAGACUUCAACAACUCAACUGUUCUUGAAUUAAAGAAGAAACUUGUUGAGAAGCUGCCAGGGAACACAGAUCCUUCUGAGAUACGGCUCCUGUUUGCAUCCAAGCAGUUGGAGGACACAGACAAGCUUUCUGACCAUGGAAUAAAGAAUAAAUCCACACUCAUGUCUGUACUACGCCUGCAUGGAGGAUGGACACAUCCCAUGGACUCACUGUUAACUCCCUGUCACCAAGACGGCUACGGCAGCACUAUGCUAUAUUAUGGAAGACUAUGACUAUUGUAAAAUAUUUCUUGCAAAUUUGGACUUUCUUGCAAAUUUUUGUAUUUCUUUGUGCAGAACGGGCCAUAGAUCCAAUGAUUCAAUAGAUUCCAAUGUCCAGACAUGUAUAGAUUGUGUAAAAUUGCCUCCAUUCUGAAUCUUUUCCUUUGAUUAUGUGUUUAAGCUCAUGUGUGUACUGCACGGUUGUAUUAGGUUCAAAGGUGACUGUAUGCCUAGCAUUAUCUUGUUGCUACAUAAAUAAGAUUUACAGCA